Messenger RNA from Nelumbo nucifera (sacred lotus), 1014 nucleotides. RefSeq lists its product as uncharacterized. Gene Ontology annotation, biological process: mitochondrial respirasome assembly. The record is from RefSeq and is a predicted model, not a curated record. Lineage: Eukaryota; Viridiplantae; Streptophyta; Magnoliopsida; Proteales; Nelumbonaceae.
GUUCCGUGUUCUUCACGUGGUAUAGACCGCUAGUGCGUACGAUCGCGUAGGAGUUGAUCACAGUCACAUCACAUCACAUGUAACCAUCUCCAUCUGUGAUUAGAAAAGGCGUACAAACUGAAACGCUCGCUCGCGAGUUCCCUCGCGUUCGUAGUUCAAUGAACCCCAGAAGUCAGAUCUACUACCAGCGUAGUAUUCAUUAGAGUAGUACUGCUAACCUGACCGAUCAAUCUACGUUUAGGUGGUUUCUCCAUGUUAUCCAUCAUCUUUUCGAAACCCUAACAUGCACGGUCCUUUGCCACUCCUGCUGUUUACAGAGAAAAGAACCGGAAAUUGAACCCAGUUCAAUCGGGAGUUUCACUGACAUCUGAGCUUCAUUCUGGGUCAGAUACAAUUUUCGAGAAUAUAAUUUCAUCACCAUCGUCAUGAAAGAAGGGAAAUCAAAAUUCAAUCACCAACAGCAACAACAGCAGAAUGGCCAUAUUUCUCCCUUCAAGUUCGGGAAAUUGUUGGAUCCUGAGGCUUCUUGGGACAAGGAUCAAUUGGGAGAUGCCUUGCAUUGGAUUCGACAGGUAGUUGCUCUUGUGUGUGGAUUGCUUUGGGGUGCUGUUCCUUUUGUAGGGGCCAUUUGGAUUGUCAUAUUCCUUGUGCUAUCCUCUGGAAUUAUUUAUGGGUACUAUUCGAUAGUAUUAAAAAUUGAUGAAGAAGAUUUUGGUGGUCAUGGAACUCUGCUUCAAGAGGGGCUUUUUGCUUCUUUAACUUUAUUUCUGCUUGUGUGGAUUCUAGUAUACAGCUUGGUUCAUUUCUGAUCAGCUAAUUUCUGCCGACUGAACAACUAUUCCCUUUCUUAUUUUCUCCUCAUUUUUGUUCAUUAUUAUUGAUCAACAGUUAAAUAGUUUGCUCAACUGUAUUGGUAUCCAUUGACCAUAUCCAAAGAACAGUGGAGAUUAUUUCUUUCCUUGGCUUCAAUACAUGGGCUAUGCCCACAAAACAAUGGAGAUUUUGUUCAUCCAA